Molecule: messenger RNA, 7665 nt
Organism: Actinia tenebrosa (Australian red waratah sea anemone)
Lineage: Eukaryota; Metazoa; Cnidaria; Anthozoa; Actiniaria; Actiniidae
Biological process (GO): proteolysis; extracellular matrix organization
Cellular component (GO): extracellular matrix
Molecular function (GO): protein binding; metalloendopeptidase activity
Source: RefSeq, a predicted model, not a curated record
UUUUGUUGUCAAAUUUGCAAAGACUAUUCAUCAUCGAUUAUUUUUUCUUUUUCAUCCUACAUUCUAUCCAUUUGUUAGUGCAAAUUUCCUAAAGGGUUAUGUGUCUUUAUGCUAAAGUUGAGCUGUUGAACRUUAUCGUGUUUGUCAACCAGAAUAUUAACUUCACAUUAUAAUUACUGUUAUCACACAUGCGAGUGUAACCCACACAAACAGAGGCUCUUAAGAUAUGUGCAAACAAACCCUAAUCUAUUGACUGAUUCCCAAAUAAUAAUGCAUACUAGUUGCCGCAAAGCCCACACCUCGGUGUCCAAAUGCAAAUCUACUGAACCAUGCCUCAAUCAUGAUAAUCGCACCUAUCGAAACUCACGCCUAGAGAGAUGGGUGUCGCCAUUGCGGUAUUUUUCAGGCCCAUGUCUGUCAUAUUCAGCUGUCACCAAUGAAAAUUGAUUCGCCUGACCUUUCGCAAGCCUGUUAGUCUGAGCGCACUUGGUAGGAAAGGUUAUUUCAACGCGAUAGUCAAACUAAUAAAGUAGAGUAGCUGCGUGGACCGUCGUCUGGACAUUCAUUUUAUUCCUAGCGCAUUACAAGCUCCCUGGCUUAAGUUCCACCACGUUUGAUCUGACCAGCACGGCGGCCGAAGAAAAUGCGGUUUUCGCCCGAGAUAACCGUAGCAUAUUUUAUCCUCCAAGCGCUAUUGACAUCGUAUAUUAAGGACGUCUCCGCCAAAAACGUUCCUGAGGUGAAGGCAGAAAAAGAUGACCUCGAUGGAAUGGAUUUUUUGUCAGAGUGGUCGGAAUGGAGCCGUUGUUCUCGUACGUGUGGGACUGGAAUUCAAUUUAGAGGCAGAAGAUGCAACAGAGAUAGAAGCCCUUGUCUUAGAUAUCCAAGACAGCACCGCACAUGUAAUAACCAGCUUUGUCCCUUGAAUUCUCCCAACUUUCGGGACGUUCAGUGUGCGAAGGAAAAUGACAGAGAAGUGAUGUUGAAGGGGAAAAAGGCUAAAUGGAAAUCUAUAGAACGAGGGACCACUAAAUGUAUGUUAUUCUGCUAUCCUAUURGUCAUCGCAUAGCGUUCUAUCUUGGCCGCGCGCAAGAUGGUACCAAGUGUAUAGACGAGCCGUAUAGUGUCUGUGUCGCUGGCAAGUGCACGAGUGUUGGGUGCGACAGAGUCCUGGGUUCUCAGAAGAUCUUUGAUAGGUGUAAAGUAUGUGGAGGCAAUGGUUCUACUUGUAAGGCGUAUUCAGGAAUGAUUGACCGCGAGCCAACAGCUGAAGAGAAAAAAGAAGGUUACAUGAAGCUGUUCGUUAUUCCAGAAGGUGCAACUACAAUAUUAAUCAGUGAGGUUUCCCAGAACUACUUAGCCAUCAAGGGAUCGUCCGGCGUGUUUGUAUUUGGGGGUGACAAAAAGAUGUCGGAUCCAGGAACGUACCGAAUAAACGCUACAGACUUCCAGUAUUCUAAACUACCCAGUGAGAAAUCUGAAGCGGUCAUGAUCAUGGGACCGACGAAGGAGGACUUUUAUGUUAUGGCUAUAUUGACUGAUAAAGAUAACCCCAAAGCCGACUAUGAAUACUGGUUACCCAAGAACAGACCAACCACGCCACCCAAGCCAGUAUUUAAAGUGCAUACUUUAUCAUCGAGUGCUAAACGUCGAGUCACGAGCAAGACAACGCCCCGUAAAAUUAUCUUUGACGAAAGCGAUUUCUUGAAAGAUCGCAAAACAGAACUAUAUUUUUCUUCAUCGGAACGUCCACCUCGUACACAGCCUAUGACAACUGCGGGUGACUUGGGCGAGUCAUCUACAAGUACUCCUGAGCAACAUAUAUCAACGGAAUACCCAACUACAACUACAUCUUUACUUUCAUCACCUCGUACACAGCCUAUGACAACUGCAGGUGACCUAGGUGAGUCAUCUCCAAGUACUGAGAUACUGGAACACUCUACCAYGCCACAAAACGAAUCUACUGUCACUGAUCCUUCAACUUCCGCGUCUCCGCAAUCUACGGAUACAAAACCUGUGACUACGAAGCCGUAUUCUUCAGCAACGAGCUUUCAGACAUCUCCAGGAACAUCCACGUUUGAACAUCCUAUUGCAACACAUGUGCCAGCUACUAACACGAGACCAUUGAUUCAGCGAAUAACAGAAACAGUUUCCUCUGAGUAUAAUGCAACAGUACAACCUACAGCAACAGAGGACCAGAAUAUAACAGUACAACCUACAGCAACAGAGGACCAGAAUGCAACAGUACAACCUACAGCAACAGAGGACCAGAAUAUAACAGUACAACCUACAGCAACAGAGGACCAGAAUGCAACAGCACAACCUACGGCAACAGAGGACCAGAAUAUAACAGUACAACCUACAGCAAUUGAAGUACAAAAUACUACAUCACUCUAUAUCAUGACAGCGCAUAUUAACACAACCAGUUCCACUACCACAAGAAGAGUGAACAUAGCUUUUGAAAAAGUUGCUCAUCUUAAUUUUACAGAGCAAUCGAACAGAACUAUAGAGCUAAAUAAUGCUACGCAAAAGGCAACAACGACCGCAGCCAUGGAAAUUACUGUGGCUGAUAUAACUACAACAGAACAGCCUACUACGAUUAUCGAGCAAACUGCUGCUGACAAACAAUUUAUCGAUUCUGGGAACUAUUCUUCCAAAGAGCAGCCCACGACCGAAGAGAGCUUGACAACUAAGCWGGAGAUAAACUAUAAUGGUACUGUUUUGCCUACUAACCCUAGAGUAACCAACAGCACAGUGUCACCCACACUUGAARGAACAGAUAAAUUGGGCAAUCGCACAUCAGAGUACAUGACUUGGAGUCAUUGGACACCUUGUUCUCGUACCUGUGGCUUGGGUUUCAAAGUUCGUGCAAGGCUCUGCAAACAUWGCAACGAAAGUGUUUGUUCUAGGAAUGAGACGCAGGUUGCUCUAUGUACCAUCAGACAGUGCGAGAAGAUAGUCCCAUCGUGGUCACCAUGGAGACCUUGGACUGAGUGUAGCUCACAGUGUGGAAUAGGACUGCGAAUAAGAGUUCGCUCAUGUCGUAAUUCCAAAGUUAUGACGCUGAUUAGGACUAGUUGUCCUGGUCGAAGAUAUGAUAUAGAGAUUUGUAGGUCGUUUGCAAAUUGUUCAUCGAGAGUAAACAUGGUGAAGCAAAGCAAUGCAUUCAUCACUGUUGCAAAAUCCACAAUGAAGACUCCAUCGACGUCUUCCUKCCAGGAAAAGCCUUGCCAGACACCCUCAUUGAUCAGCUCUGCAACUCCAAAGGCAUCGCUCUCUUAUACUAGAGCAACAGCUAGCAGAGCUGUAUCUCAGAGUGCUAUGAGCAAUCAUUUAGUUGUGGAUGACAUAAACACGAAAACUAUAUCGAAGAUGGUUUUGCCUGUGACGGCUAAGAUGUCUUCUCCGACGUCCUCCUUAACUACGGGAGGAAUUUUUUCAGAGAGAGGGGAAAAUGAUGUGUUGGUCACUCGUGGUAUGRGUUUCUCUACACCGGUAGAAACCUUCAUAAGAAUGACACCGUCAACAACACUAACGGCAUCAACUGCAGUACCAUCUAUAACACAAUCGCCAUUCACAUCACUGUCAUCAACAGCAUUUUCAUUAUCAUUAUCAACUUCAUCAUCAUCAACAGGAUUUUUAGCAUCAUCAUCAUCAUCAUCUUCAUCGUCGUCACUAUCACCAUCAACUUUACCAUCAUCAACAGCAUUUUCAUCAUCUUCAUCAUCACAAUCAUUUUUAUCAUCGUCGUCACCAUUAGCAUCAGCAUCAUCAUCAACUUCAAAACCAUCACCCUCAACAUCACUACCGUCAAUACCAACAUCAGCAUCAGCAUCAACGUUCUCGUCACUGUCACCAUCACCUUCAUCACCUUCUUCAUCAUCAUCAUCAUCAUUACCAACAUCAUCAUCCAUAAUGUCACAGCCAGUGUCCUGCGUAUCUUGUGUUUAUGCUGCCACAAAAUCAUCAACACAUUCUAWGGCAUCUUCUGAUCACCCAUUACCAACAAGAAGUUAUCAGAUGACAUCUCUUGAACCAUCUUUAUCAACAACAGUCAUACAAACCCCAAAACUGUCAACCUCUUCUCCUUCAAUGCAAGACACAAUCAAAACCCCUUCAGUUCAAAAACCAAGGACUUCUAGUUCUUUUGGAGGUCGUUUUGAAGCAGUUACCAUGUCUAAAGUUUAUACAAGUAAUAUGACAUCCAUUGAACCCAGUAGAACAAGUGUUGUUACAACGCAGGAAUCUUCCACAAGAAUCGUUCAAGGUCACUCAAAUAGUUGUUCACGAUGUCGCACGUCUGAAAAGAAGCAAAAACUCUUCUGUAAAGGCGACUAUGCAAUCCAUGUGCAAGUGAGGAAUGGCUCCACAACUUCAAACAACAAAACAGUGUACCAUCUACUUGUCCAAAACAUAUACAAGAGUAAUCUCCCACUAUCAAGGGACCUCUUCAUUCGCGUCACAGGAGUCCAAUGUCCAUGUCCUUGGCUACAAACUGGUAAAGAAUAUCUAGURAUAGGACGYGCACGACGAACCMAGAAGGRAUACUCYAAAAUUAUCAUUAAUCGACGCAGUUUCGUUGAGGAGUGGAGUGGAAGUGUUAAUUCUGAAGUAGAAGUACUCAGAAACCGAUGUGUUGCACUUGGUUUUAAUGUGUCCUCUUCGUACCUGAAGACUGUCAACCUGAAGCGUACAAAUAACGGAGAAAACAAUUCAAGUGUUGCUGAGGGACCAUCAGUUAUUCCAACGACAGGUAAACCUAGUACCUCUAUGUYAACGUUACCAACUACCAUUAUCAACAAGUAUUCAGAUUGUCCUCCAUGUAUUCUAUCGGUCAACAGCAGUAUAGGAGCUAUGUAUUGCACAAGUGAAUAUGCCAUCCGUGCUCGAAUCACUAAAUACCGCAAGGCAACCAACCGCACAAUGUUCUACGCUCAUCUCAUUACGACCUACAAAACCACGAGUAAACUGCCUAUCGAAGUCUUAAUCAGAGUACCGGGUGAGAAAUGCCCUUGUCCUCGGCUAGUGCCUGGCGUGGAAUACCUAAUGAUUGGCAAGACCAAGCUAACUCUGAAUGGUAAAAGGAGGUUGACUUUGAGCGUGGAGAGUUUUUAUGCCAAAUGGCGGGAUGAGUUUGAGAAGGAGAUUGAUACCACGAAAACAAGAUGUGGGCUUCCUUUGGUGACUUCCCAACCUGAUGAUAAUUCAACGGUCGCCUCUCAUCAAAGUACAACCAUCGCACCAACAGUGAAUCCAACCAUCAUGCCUACCACAGCUCAAAAUAACAGCUCGUGCCCUUCAUGUGACCAGUCGACAGUCGCUCAAAACCAACAGAAAAGAUUCUGUAAAAACGAAAAUGUUUUCCGUGGUCGUGUUASUAAGAGUAUCCCCACAGCAACCAACCGCACCCUCUACUACAUCACCAUGGUAGCAUCCUUCAAGACUAACUUCGAAAUGCCCGACAAGAUUGUUGCUCGACUGUCUGAUAACAGCUGUCAGUGUUCGCACUUGACGGUCGAUAAAGACUAUUUAAUCAUGGGUCAGGUGAAGCUGAAUAAGAAAGGGAAAGGGAGAGUUGUUCUUACGAAGAAAAGUUUCGUYCAAGACUGGAACCCAGAUUUUAUCCAAAAGAUUGACCAAUUGAAAGCGAAAUGUGGGCUUCCUGUAGUGAAUAAUAAAAGUGGCCCAAGUACUGAACCAAGUGGAACGCCCUUGGGAAAAACUCCUACACCCAGUAAAGCAGUAAAACCAACUACGGUUGCUAAAGUUACAAGAAACGAAGCGUGUCCACCGUGCCGCGUCUCAGCCAAUAUUCACGAUUUCUGCUCUAAUGAUUAUGUGUUUCGCGGGCGAGUACUUAAGGGAUACCGUACGUCCGCUAACCGGACAGUCUACCAUGUCAGUUUAACAACUUCAUACAAGAGCUUGGCGAACCUAACUUCAGUUAUUCUUGUCCGCAUACCUGGAGUGUCAUGCCCCUGUCCUCACCUCCAGGUCGGAGUGCAAUACGUCUUCAUGGGMUGGGUGAGAGUCAAGAGGAAGAGCGUCUCAACAAUUGCGCUUAAUCCGAAGAAUUUUGCGCAAAAGUGGGAUGAAGGCUUUGAAGAGGAGCUGUCUUCAAUCCGCAGCUCCUGUAAGAAGUCGUUAGUCGUUGACGGUCCCUUGGUGCAGUCGGUAUCKGCCAAAAAAGAUAAAACAUUGCCAACUACAGGCAUCACGCCCCAUUCUUCCACAGCUAGUGUUAAGACUAGCACUCUUAGGACUACUAAUCAAGCUCCUCCGCCUACUGCUAGUAUAAACCUCACUGGUACUAUAGAAAAGAGAUGUGCACCUUGUCAGACAUCUAGGAAAAGAAAUCRAUUGUACUGCGCAAGUGAUUAUGUUGUAACUGUGGAGAUCGAGAAGAAAGAACACAAUCCAGUGACCCAGAACACCAAGUACUUUGCUGCAGUAAAAUACACAUUUAAACAGAAAGAUCCCUUGGAACUGAUGGUCAUUCUAUGGGUUCUUAACAACGACUGUAACUGCCCAAACCUUCAGCUAAACCACUCUUAUGUCGUCAUGGUGAACAACGACUUUGGAGAGAAUGGAAUAGAAAGACUGGCGAUGUCUGAACGAUCAUUCAUUAAAAAAUGGACCAAGGGGUUGCAAAGAAGAAUAUCAAAACUUAGGAAUAMUUGUAAUACUGAUCAUAAAGGAAGGUACUAAUAUCACUGUUGCAAAUUGCCAGAUCAUGAAAACGAGGGCAAAAAAGGGUUUAAAGGGAAUAAGGAAUCUACCACCCAACCCCACAAAAACAUAGAAUAUACUUAUGAUGUAAAAUUUCAGUUCUUAUCAUUUAAGGAUUAUUAGAUUACACUAAUUAACAAGGGGUACUCAAAACAUUGGUAGUAACACAAGGAACGAAAUGUUCACAUAGCAGAGAUGUACAUUUUCUCAUCAAUCCAAACCUUUGCUGUUUUGUUUGUGAUGCAAAGAUGACAGUGGAUGGGUAGGAAUGCCAUUACGGGUUAUCAAAUGUUAUCUGGUAUGGUAAAACAGGGCUCAAACUUAACCUUUUUCUAAACUGGAAAUCAUUUGAAUAUCUGUAUCUUAAUGGAAAAAUUGGUCAAAUCUUGGAAGCAUUUAAUUGAAAAUGUUUCCUAUUAGUAUAUAUAUUUUUUCAACUAGCAAAGUCAAGAAAAGUUAAACACUUUGCUAGUUGAUAGUACUUAUUAUUUUGAGCUCUGGUAAAAGGCUGUUACCUUAUAAUUACCAAGAUAAUAGCUACUGGAUGGGUAGGAAUUUCAUCAAUUCUUAUAGCUGUUUUCCACUGUUUCUGGUAUAUGUGGUAAAAGGGUAGCUGCCAUAGCAAGAUAACAGAAGAUGGGUAGGAAAGGCAUCAAAUAUUAUCUGGUAUUUAAAACUUACUCCCCAAUAAAAUAACAGUAGCAGAAUAAGAAUAUAUAGCUAAAUGMAUGUAAAUAAAUAUGGUUAACAUGAAAUAUUUGUGUUUCUUUCAGUUAAACAAAGUUGUAAAUAAUUAUUGUAAAUUGAAAUGUKUCUUUAACAGAACUAGAAUAGUACUCUGUGUAUUGUUUAUUCUUAAAUAGGGUCAAUAUAACAUGGAAUGCCUGUAUAUAUAURCUUAAUUAUAUUGACCAAGAAUGUACUUGGUGCAAACA